Nanorana parkeri is the source of this 1613-nucleotide messenger RNA. It is a transcript of the gene FGR, whose product is annotated as FGR proto-oncogene, Src family tyrosine kinase. Bases 1 to 1569 code for a protein of 522 amino acids. NCBI's taxonomy places the organism in Eukaryota, Metazoa, Chordata, Amphibia, Anura, Dicroglossidae. The record is from RefSeq and is a predicted model, not a curated record. Gene Ontology annotation, molecular function: ATP binding; non-membrane spanning protein tyrosine kinase activity; signaling receptor binding. The transcript has 11 exons. Gene Ontology annotation, biological process: cell differentiation; integrin-mediated signaling pathway; protein phosphorylation. Gene Ontology annotation, cellular component: extrinsic component of cytoplasmic side of plasma membrane.
AUGGGCUGUGCACAGUGCAAAAAAACAACCGAAGAAAAAACAGAGGAAAUAGAUGUGCAGGGGGUUCCUAAUCAACGCUAUUAUCCAGACCCCACCACAGCACGCCCAAGCUAUGAGUUCAACUUGCCAGUCAAUAAGUCAGUAUGCAUCAUGGAUGGAUCUUUCCUGGGAGGAGUACAACCUAGUUUUGGGUACAAUGCAUCCUCAGGAGGAGCAACCACUUUUAUUGCAUUGUACAAUUAUGAUUCACGGACUGUGGAAGACUUAACAUUUGUAAAGGGAGAGAAAUUCCACAUUAUAAACAAUGCUGAGGGUGACUGGUGGGAGGCUCGAUCUCUGCGCACUGGAAAGACAGGAUAUAUUCCCAGUAACUAUGUCGCACCACUGAAUUCAAUACAAGCUGAAGAGUGGUAUUUUGGUAAACUUGGCAGGAAAGAUGCAGAAAGACAACUCCUGGGUGAAGGAAACACACAAGGAAGCUUCAUGAUAAGAGAAAGUGAAACUACAAAGGGAGCAUUCUCACUCUCUGUCCGUGAUUUGGAUAACGUGAAAGGAGACCAUGUCAAGCAUUACAAGAUCCGCAAGAUUGAUUAUGGAGGGUAUUACAUUACAACACGUGUCCAGUUUGAUACUGUGCACGAACUGGUGCUGUAUUAUAAAGAAUACAACGAUGGUUUGUGCCAGUUAUUAAAAAGGCCGUGUGUCAACCUGAGGCCUCAAACUAUGGGGCUAGCAAAAGAUGCCUGGGAAAUAUCAAGAGACUCUAUCACCCUAGACAAAAAAUUGGGACAGGGCUGCUUUGGAGAUGUCUGGAAGGGAACAUGGAAUGGGUCAACAAAGGUAGCUGUGAAGACUCUCAAGCCAGGAACAAUGUCCCCAGAAGCAUUCUUACAAGAGGCUCAGAUAAUGAAGAGGCUCCGCCACGAUAAACUAGUUCAGCUAUAUGCAGUGGUUUCUGAAGAACCCAUAUUUAUUGUGACUGAGUUUAUGGGACAAGGAAGCCUGCUAGAAUUCAUGAAAGAUGGGGAUGGACAAUAUUUAAAGUUGCCAGAAUUAGUGGACAUGUCGGCACAGAUAGCUUCUGGCAUGGCAUAUAUUGAACGAAUGAAUUAUAUUCACCGUGACCUCAGAGCUGCCAAUAUUCUGGUUGGGGACUACUUGAUCUGUAAGAUUGCAGACUUUGGCCUUGCUCGUCUCAUUGAAGACAAUGAAUACACAGCUCGACAGGGUGCCAAAUUUCCCAUCAAAUGGACAGCUCCAGAAGCAGCCAUGUAUGGCAGAUUCACUAUAAAAUCUGAUGUGUGGUCAUUCGGAAUCAUGGUGUCUGAGCUGGUGACGAAGGGAAGAAUUCCGUAUCCAGGAAUGAAUAAUAGAGAAGUGCUUGAGCAGGUGGAAAAAGGGUACCGUAUGCCCUGCCCUCCAGGGUGUCCCCCAUCUCUUUACGACAUUAUGCUGCAAUGCUGGAAGGGUGACCCGGAGGAACGGCCAACAUUUGAGUACAUGCAGUCCUUUCUGGAAGAUUAUUUUACAGCCACUGAGCCUCAGUAUCAGCCAGGGGACAACAUCUAAGACUGAGAAAGAUUGUGGGAACUGCAUUAUCAAUUAAAAAAAAA